This is a messenger RNA of Sardina pilchardus (European sardine), 4417 nucleotides long. RefSeq names its product solute carrier family 4 member 5b (gene slc4a5b). The coding region runs from base 520 to 4059 and encodes 1179 amino acids. Gene Ontology annotation, cellular component: plasma membrane. Gene Ontology annotation, biological process: bicarbonate transport; regulation of intracellular pH; monoatomic anion transport. Gene Ontology annotation, molecular function: solute:inorganic anion antiporter activity; monoatomic anion transmembrane transporter activity; sodium:bicarbonate symporter activity. The record is from RefSeq and is a predicted model, not a curated record. Lineage: Eukaryota; Metazoa; Chordata; Actinopteri; Clupeiformes; Clupeidae. The transcript has 29 exons.
UGCCCGGCUCGGUGCAUGCAGUGGUGAACGUGAGGGGCCACUGGGCACAGGUUGGCAGGGCAGAGGGCAGAGGGGAUUGGCAGAGCAGGAGCCAGCGCCCAUGGAGCCAUCUGAUCCGAGCACCCAGUAUCAAUACCUGGCAGCCAUGACAGCAGAAGGCAGCAGCCAUUGAUGUGUCUCACACAGGCUACCAGUCACGUUCCCUGACACCACCCCAUGACACACACACACACACACACACACACGCACGCCACCCCCCAUGUGUUUGACUCCUACUUUCUACCCCCCCCCCCCCCAGGGGUAUUUGAUCAGAUCGGUGGGGGAGGUGACAUGGGCGAAGACUGACUGUCACUGCGCGGGGUGUUAGACUCGAUGAGCUUCCGAUCUCAUACGCACAUACGAGUCCAUCAGAGUGGAUUUUUGGGACAGCGUAAGAGUGACUCAACGUGAACUCCACAACCUUCAGGAACCUCAACAACCUUUCACUGUUCUCCCUUCACCCCACACACUCAGGCCAGGAUGGAUCAUGACUGGCAUUCGAGCAGGCGAAGUGGCCACCGGCACUAUGAUGAUGACGAAGACCAACAGUCCAUCUACAUCGGCGUUCCGGUUCCGCGAGGCUACAGACGCAAACGUCGUCGCCACCGCCACCGGCACAACGGGGAGGAGGGCCGUAGCGAGCGCAGACACGGUCGUCACGAGCACCACGGCCGCGACGAGCACUACGACGACGACGACGACGGUGGCUCAGAGGGACCCUCGCAUCAUCAGUCGCAGCAGUCGCUGUCCGACGUCAACUCCACAAUCUCCCCGGCCGCCGAGCGCCUGCGUUGUCUCCUGGGGGAGGACGAUGAGCCGACCCCCACCAUCUUCACAGAGAUGGACACACUACAGCACGAGGGGGGGGAGAUGGAGUGGAAGGAGUCUGCCAGGUGGGUGAAGUUUGAGGAGAAGGUGGAGAAGGGUGGCGAGAGGUGGAGCAAGCCCCACGUGUCCACUCUGACCCUGCACAGCCUGUUCGAGCUGCGCACCUGCCUACAGACGGGCAGCAUCCUGCUGGACCUGGAGGGAUACUCCCUGCCCCAGAUCAUUGACGACAUAGUGGAGCGGCAGGUCCAGGACGGGCUGAUUGGCGAGGAGCUGCGGGAGCAGAUCAGCUUCGUGCUGCUGAGGAAACAUCGGCACCAGACCAAGAAGCCCAUCCACCGCUCACUGGCCGACAUCAACAAGACCUCCAGCCCCACUCCAGCCAGACGUAGCCCCAGUACGGCGUCAGGUCUCCACCGCUCCACUGAGGACCUGCACGGCCGGAACAGCGGCAGCCUCGCACGGCUGCAUAACGCUCAGAGUCGCAGUAUGAACGACAUCUCUGAUGCGCCCAGUACGGACCAGCUGAAGAAUAAGUUCAUGAAGAAGAUUCCACGGGAUGCAGAGGCUUCCAACGUGCUGAUUGGAGAGGUGGACUUCCUGGACAAGCCGUUUGUGGCCUUCGUACGAUUGGCUCAAGCCACCACUCUGGGAGGCCUCACGGAGGUCCCUGUGCCCACCAGGUUCCUGUUUGUGUUGCUUGGGCCCACUGGCAGGGCAAAGUCCUACAAUGAGAUUGGCCGCGCCAUCGCUACACUCAUGGUGGACGAUAUUUUCAGCGAUGUGGCCUACAAGGCGAGAGACCGCGAGGACCUGAUCGCAGGGAUCGAUGAGUUUCUGGACGAGGUCAUCGUCCUCCCGCCGGGCGAGUGGGACCCCAAGAUCCGCAUCGAGCCCCCGAAGAAAGUCCCCUCAGCCGACAUGCGUAAGUCGGUGUUGAACCUGAAUGAGUUGGGACAGAUGAACGGGACAGCUGGAGGAGGCGGAGCUGCCUCUGACGACGAGGAGAUGCCGCUCCCUCACGAGCUGGGAGAGGAGCUGGCGUUUACUGGGAGGUUUUGUGGAGGUCUCUAUCUGGACAUCAAGCGCAAGCUGCCCUUUGUUUUCAGCGACAUCUGCGAUGGCUUCCACAUCCAGUCCAUCUCGGCAGUGCUCUUCAUCUACCUGGGCUGCAUCACCAACGCCAUCACCUUCGGGGGCCUCCUGGGGGACGCCACGGAUAACUACCAGGGCGUCAUGGAGAGUUUCUUGGGAACGGCGUUAGCGGGAACAGUCUUCUGUGUGUUGGGUGGUCAACCACUCAUCAUCCUCAGUUCAACUGGACCCAUCCUCAUCUUCGAAAAACUGCUCUAUGAGUUUAGCAAGUCAAACGGCAUCGACUACAUGGAGCUGCGCCUUUGGAUCGGUCUGCACUCGUGCUUUCAGUGUCUGAUCCUGGUGGCGACGGACGCCAGCUUCAUCAUCAAGUACAUGACGCGCUUCACCGAGGAGGGCUUCUCCAGCCUCAUCUCCUUCAUCUUCAUCUCCGACGCCAUCAAGAAGAUGGCGGGAUCCUUCAAGUACUACCCCAUCAACCGCGGCUUCAAGCCCGACUACGUCACCCAAUACAAGUGCGAGUGCUUGGCGCCGGAUCAGAUUCCUCUGGGCCCUGAUAACAUGACUGAGUUGUAUAACAUGACAGGUCUCGACUGGAGCCAGCUCAGUAAGAAGGAGUGCCUCAAGUACGGCGGCGACCUGGUGGGCAAGGCCUGCAAGUACGUGCCGGACCUGGCCCUCAUGUCCUUCAUCCUGUUCUUCGGCACCUACUCCAUGACCGUCUCGCUCAAGAAGUUCAAGACCAGCCGCUACUUCCCAACCAAGGUGCGCUCCCUGGUUGGUGAUUUCUCCAUCAUCAUCUCCAUCCUGGUGUUCUGUGGCCUGGACUGCCUGCUGUCCCUGGAGACUCCCAAACUGCAUGUCCCCACAGAGAUCAAGCUUCGUAAGCUCAUCAGUGAUUUUUCCAUCUUCAUGUCAAUCAUGACGUUCGUGGGUCUUGACAUGCUCAUGGGCCUAGGUACACCUAAGCUAAUCGUUCCCACAGAGUUCAAGCCCACGAGGCCAGACCGCGGGUGGAUCAUCAUGCCCUUUGGGAAGAACCAGUGGUGGGUAUACGUGGCCAGUGCUCUCCCGGCGCUUUUGGUCACCAUCCUCAUCUUCAUGGACCAGCAGAUCAGCGCUGUCAUCGUCAACCGCAAAGAGAACAAACUUAAGAAGGGCUGUGGGUACCACCUGGACUUGUUCUGGGUGGGCAUCCUGAUGGCCGUCUGCUCCUUCCUGGGGUUGCCAUGGUACGUGGCAGCCACCGUUAUCUCCAUCGCCCACAUCGACUCCCUGAAGAUGGAGAGCGAGUCGAGUGCACCUGGCGAGCAACCACAGUUUCUGGGAGUUCGGGAACAGAGGGUGACAGGGAUACUGGUGUUUGUAUUGACCGGAGUCUCCAUCUUCCUUGCUCCCAUACUUCAGUAUAUUCCCAUGCCAGUUCUCUAUGGAGUUUUCCUGUAUAUGGGGGUGGCAUCUCUCAAUGGCAUUCAGUUCUGGGAGAGGAUUAAGUUGUACCUCAUGCCAGCCAAGCACCAGCCAGACUUCACCUUCCUGCGCCACGUGCCCCUCCGCCGGGUCCAUCUCUUCACCCUGGUGCAGGUCACCUGCCUGGCCGUGCUCUGGAUCCUCAAGUCCACCAUGCUCGCCAUCAUCUUCCCAGUCAUGAUCCUGGGGCUGAUGGUGGUGCGGAAGCUUCUGGACUACAUGUUCUCCCAGCACGACUUGGCCUGGCUGGACGACAUCCUGCCCGAGAAGGACAAGAAGAAAGCGGAGGAGAAGAAGAAGAAGAAGGACAAGAAGAAGGGCAAAGCUGCGCAACACGACAGCGACGAGGAGGUGAGAAAUUAUACUGCUUGUUCCCCCGAUGACGCCGAACUGGACCGCAGCCUCACCCUGCACCUGAAGAUCUCCUGCCCCCCCUCCCCGGUCCAGAGCCCCCCUGCCGUCCACCAGCAGGCCUUCUGCCCCUUGCCUCAGGUCAGGAUUCAGGUGGACUCGGACUACGAGGACUCUGACCCUCCUCAUCUGCCUCACCUUCAUCAUCCGCAUCAUCCUCACCCUCUUCUUCAUCCUCACAGGGGCUGGGACAUGGACUAUGGCACCCAGUUAUAGUCUCCUGAGAGAGAGAGAGAGAGAGAGAGAGAGAGAGACCCUCCUCAUCAGACAGCUCUCUGAAAGCAUGCAUCACUCACAAUCCAACAGAGACACGCUUUCCAAAAGUGUUCAUGCACAACUGCUGUAACUAGGAGACAGAGAGAGAGAGAGAGAGAGAGAGAGACUGGUCAGAAUUGUAAGUCUCCCUUUUAAUGCAUUUAAUGGCGGUAUCGCGGCCUAGUGAUGCUUUUGGGAAACAUAGGACUGGUUUCAAAAAGAAUCGCUAAAGGAGCUUUGAGACAGACAGAGAGAAAGAGAGAGAGCGAGAAAGGGGAAAUUAUGUAGAUCUGUUUCACUGUCGGUAGUUUGGAUUGCA